UUCCUUGUCUAUAAAUACUCAAACACUCGUGCAAAGGAUCAUCACCAUUUCCAUUUUCAAAUAAUCUACAAAUAUGAAAUCCCACUCAUCUACUUUGCUUUCUUUUACAACCGGAGAGACCCAAAUUAUUACAACGUCCCUGCCCAAUUACAAUUCCUCCCUCCAUUCUGUCCGUAAACCGCCUCCCAAGAUCACAAAGAAGCCGAUUGCCCCUAUCCCUCCUACUCCUCCACGCGUUUAUAAUGUCAACCCUUUACAUUUUAAACAACUCGUGCAGAAGCUCACUGCUGAACCGGAGUUCCAGUCAUCGCGGCGACGACGGCGGCUUCACAAGCUGGCACCACCGCCGCUUGCUCUCGACAAGAGUACUGAUCAUGUGCCGCCGCCAGAACAAGAUCAUGAUCUGUUAAAUUAUGUGAAGACAAUUCAAUCGCCGAGUUUAUGGAAUACAUGUUCCGCGGCUGAGUCGACUUUCGAGAUGAAGAAUUCUCCAGCUGGGUGGUUUGGUAUGUCCUCGCCGUUGUGGUCAUCCUUCCCGGCUUUGAGUCCGGGCAUGUUUUCUGCAUUUGAGAUGAAUACAAGUAAUUCAUUUUCAUUACAAGUAUUUCCUGAUUUGUGA
Messenger RNA from Impatiens glandulifera, 619 nucleotides. RefSeq lists its product as uncharacterized. The transcript has a single exon. NCBI's taxonomy places the organism in Eukaryota, Viridiplantae, Streptophyta, Magnoliopsida, Ericales, Balsaminaceae. Bases 74 to 619 code for a protein of 181 amino acids. The record is from RefSeq and is a predicted model, not a curated record.